Ochlerotatus camptorhynchus is the source of this 4518-nucleotide messenger RNA. It is a transcript of the gene fdl, whose product is annotated as fused lobes. Gene Ontology annotation, molecular function: beta-N-acetylglucosaminidase activity. Gene Ontology annotation, biological process: ganglioside catabolic process; protein deglycosylation; carbohydrate metabolic process. The transcript has 8 exons. The record is from RefSeq and is a predicted model, not a curated record. The coding region runs from base 1337 to 3508 and encodes 723 amino acids. Gene Ontology annotation, cellular component: lysosome; plasma membrane. Lineage: Eukaryota; Metazoa; Arthropoda; Insecta; Diptera; Culicidae.
UGUACGAGACCUAGUCCGUUCUCGUGCGAGUAAAGAUUGGUUUUGCUGUAUUUGUUAUGUGUGUUAUACCGUGGUGUCUCUCCGGUGCCGUCCGUCCGCCCGUUCCCCAAUGGUAGAUAUACUGCAGCAGCAGCUCCUGCACCACGCGCUCACAUUUUGUUCCCCGCGCACCUCUUCAGCAACCACUCUGGCAGUGGACAGAAAAUUAUUGUACGACGGUCUCCGCACCACAUCGAGUGUGUAGGUUUCAUUGGCUAGAGAGAGACUUCGAUUCCUUCGUUGUCACCGUCGGUCGUCGUCGCGGGGUCACAGACACGGGUUACGCGUUUUCGGGAGGUCCGCUAUUACGUGUCGGUUCCUUAGUUCCGUCCACUGUGGAAUUCAUGGGUUGUUUGUCCCGCACGGAACGUACUUGAAUCGCCGCAGUGCAGCAGUGAAAGCGAGCACAGCAGCCCCAGUGGAAAAUUUUCGGGCCGUCUUCUUUUGCAUCAUCAGCAGAAAACAGUCGCGAAAAGAAAGAAGCAUAGGCAAGACACGGCCUUUCCAUUCGAAUGCAUUCGACGUCGUAAUUGCGGAGUGUUUAUGGUUCGGAACCUAAAGGGGAAGAAAGGCAAAUAUUGGAGGUGCGGCUCCAAUAGGAAAAAUAGUGAGCUUGAAGUGCGAAUCCAGGCCCAAGAAGUGACGGUGAAUUAUUCAACGAGAGUCUGGUGGAAGAAAAGAAGCAGCUGCUGAAGAAGAUGUGAAAGAUUUGUCCCAGAAAAAAAAAAACUUGACGAAAAAGACAGUCAAGCAGAACCGGAGGAAAGUAAAAGAAAGCAAGCAUUCAUAAAUAAUCGUGUCGGGAAGGAUUGCGUUUAAAGAGACGAGGCAGCCGAAUACGACGGGACAAGUUUCUUUUUGCGGAGGAAUUAAAUUUUCAUCAAAACAUCAACCCCAACAACGAGGGAGAGCAGCCGAGAAGCCAGUCAGUCAACAAGCCAGCUCUCGCCGCCGCCCUGUCUUCUGUCUGGUGCACGAUGACUUGACUUGUUGAUCCCCAGCAGUCCUGCCCUGCCCUGCCCAACUGGUGCAAUUCGAAAAAAAAAAAAAUAUAUCUAGCCAAUUAAUGUCAUCAAUGUCGCCGUGCCUGUGUAUUGAAGUGAAUUGAGAGCUUGUGAGAACUGCUUCGCUCCAGCUGCUAGGCAACCUCGGCAGCAACAUCCGCAACGGGCAAAGAACAAUUGAGCUUACUGUUCUGUUCGGCCACACCCACCGACCGACAGAGAACAACCGCAUCAACAGACUGAUAGAUACCUACUUGUAUGUACCACCUCACUGUCUCCAUGAGUAGGAAGAGAUGUUUCGACGACAGACAUAUUUCCAGCGAAACUCCCAGCAGCGCAACCUCCGGACGACCAUAUUGACCAACUUCAUCAAGAAGAUGGCCUUCACCGGAUCCCUGAGGAAAACUCUGUUCGGUUUACUGCUGGUGAUGGUAUUCCUAGUGAUGUUCCUGUUCUGGAACGAGAACCAGAGCUCUCUGAAACCGGCGGGAUCUGCGAUGCUUUUCGCUGGGAUCUUCCAUCGGGAUGGCGUUGGCGGAGGUGACGGGGCUGGAGGACUCGGUAGAUUGCCCCCACCGAAGGUGAAUUCACCGGAGAAGUCCUGGACGUACAAAUGCGUUAACAAUCGGUGCGUUCGGCAGCACUACAUCGACUCGAACGAUCCGGAGAGUACAUUCGGUGGCAGCACGGUUGGAAAGCGGGUUCCGUUUCUGACUUGCACGAUGACCUGUGGGCCAAUCAACAUUUGGCCGCAACCGACGGGGAAGGCUUCGAUUGGAAGUAAGGCUUCCCGGUUCCACUUGUCGGAUGUUCAUUUGAGCGUGAAGACCGGGUUCAAACCCGUAGAGGACCUGCUACGGGACUCUUUCCGAGUGUUUAAGGAAGAACUGCGAGGGGUUCUGGUGGCACAUGGGGCCGGUUCGGAUGAGGGAGAAAGUUCUACCGUGACCGAAAGUGGGGAUGGCGCUCGGGGGAAGGACCAUCAACAAGAUGUUGGAAAGUCGGAAGGUUCAGCAGCGAAGAUUCGCUUCUACAAAGUGGUGGAUGAUAAUCGGUACGAUGUGGAUCGAUUUGAUGUGCGGAUACAUGUACUUCAAUCACCGGACGUUCAUCUGACGAUGCACACUGACGAGAGCUACAACAUGUCGGUGGGACACAUGGCACGUUCCCUGGUAGUGAAAGUUUUCACCAACAGUUUCUUUGGGGCCAAGCAUGCCCUUACCACGCUGCAACAGUUGAUUUGGUUCGACGACGAGGACCGCAUACUUAAAGUUCUCAACAAAGCCUUAAUUGAAGAUGUGCCAAGAUUUAAUUUCCGUGGCCUUAUGCUAGACACAUCGAGACACUAUUUCUCGGUAGAAUCGAUAAAACGAACCCUGGUGGGGAUGUCUCAUUCCAAGCUGAAUCGGUUCCAUUGGCACAUAACGGAUUCGCAGAGUUUCCCGCUGGUGUCCAAGCACUACCCGCAGUUGGCACAAUACGGAGCCUAUUCGGACCGCGAAAUCUACACGACGGACGACGUUCGGGAAAUUGUACAGUUUGCGAAAGUGCGAGGUAUUCAGGUGAUCCCGGAGAUUGACGCACCGGCACACGCCGGGAAUGGUUGGGACUGGGGUCCGAAGCAUAAUCUCGGAGAUUUGAGUCUGUGUAUCAACCAGCAGCCUUGGAGCUACUACUGCGGGGAGCCUCCCUGUGGCCAGUUGAAUCCGAAGAACAACAACACCUACCUGAUCCUGCAAAAGCUGUACGAGGAACUGCUCGAACUGACGGGUCCGCUGGACUACUUCCAUCUGGGGGGUGACGAAGUCAAUCUGGAAUGUUGGCAGCAGCACUUUAACGAAUCGGAUAUGCGUACGCUAUGGUGUGAUUUCAUGCAGCAAGCAUAUCAUCGACUCCAGAUUGCCAACAAGGGCGUGGCACCCAAAAUGGCUGCCGUGUGGUCCAGCGGAUUGACCAACUAUCCGUGCCUUUCCAAGAAUUCCUUUGCUGUGCAGGUGUGGGGCGGCAGCAAGUGGCAGGAGAACUAUCAACUCAUCAGCGCUGGGUUCAAUCUGGUGAUUUCGCAUGUGGACGCAUGGUAUCUGGAUUGCGGGUUCGGCAGUUGGCGGUCUACCGCUGAAGGUGCUUGCUCCCCGUACCGCAACUGGCAGACCGUCUACAAACACCGCCCCUGGGACGAGAUGAAGCUCACCUCGUUGCAGAUGCGUCAGAUUCUCGGUGGCGAAGCGUGCCUCUGGACGGAACAGGUGGACGAAUCAACUCUGGACUCCCGUCUCUGGCCCCGGGCAUCGGCCCUGGCCGAACGGUUGUGGACCGACCCGGUGGAGGAAAUCUACAGCGAGUCCGUUCCCAAGGACACCUUUAAUCGCAUGUCCGUCUUCCGGAAUCAUCUGCUGGAGCUGGGCCUCCGAGCGGAACCGAUCUUCCCCAAGUACUGUGCCCAGAAUCAGGACGAGUGUGUAUGAUAUUUCAUGAGCCCGUUCUACUAAGGACAGCGAAAGGUACUUGAUGCGCUCGAAGAAUGAUGUUGUUGCUAGGUUUUCGUAAGGAUUGUAAAUAUUUGUACAACCGUGUAGGAUAGUAUUGCAGAACCAGAACAAACCACUUAAUUAAGGUUUCAAACAAAAGCGAGAUUACCAUUCGUACAGGUAUGAGGGUCACAGUGCAAGCAAAAAUGUGAACUAGAGAAAGUGAGACAAACACACAUACUGAUGGUUGUAUACUGAGAUAAAAAAACAAACAAACAAACAAAGAUAGACAAAACUGAUACAUUGUAGUUCUUGAAAAUAGUUGAAGUACGACAUAUAUUUUUAAGAAAGGAAAUUAUAUUUUAAAACUACACACACACACACACACACACACAUACAAGCAAACACACAUACACACACAAACACCUGCAUUGCCUGAGAUCAUUAGCAGUAGACGGUGAUACAUUGAUUAUCCACUAUUCACGAUUUAGCGUUAAACCGAGCAGCAGGGUAUUAUCAUGAGGAAUGCUACAUGGCAGUACUUACUAGUAGCUCUUGUUUUUAAGUUUUUCCGCGUUGUGCUUUGCGAAUGUGCGCAACUUUUUAUGAAAUGUUUGUGUUUUGUUUUUAGGAUCUCGUUUCCAGAUUUAUUCGGAAACGAAAGGCGGUGAGUUAUUAUCUAAUAAUAGGUAGAGCAAUUAUUUGAAUUUUGAACUGUGUGUAGCGUAGCAUAACGACAGGAUUAGGUUGCGUUUUUGUGUUUGUGCGAUUUGAAAUUAAGAAAAAAAAAGAGGAAAUGCGAUAAGUAUAUUGUUUUCCAAAGCGAUCGGAUUUAUAGGCGAAAAUGACUAGCGGCAUUUAGUUGAACUUGUGCGUAUGAGUUAGGUUUGAUUAUCAUCCAAUGUGCAUUAUACUCGAGCGGAUAUCUGAUUGUUUUGUAUGCUCUCUGUCUCUCUGUUAGGCAACACAUUAGAAAAAAAAUAGUAAAUUAAUUAUUUGCAUAAUGA